Molecule: messenger RNA, 3175 nt
Organism: Choloepus didactylus (southern two-toed sloth)
Lineage: Eukaryota; Metazoa; Chordata; Mammalia; Pilosa; Megalonychidae
Gene: SPATA6L
Product: spermatogenesis associated 6 like
Exons: 14
Coding region: 1446-2579 (377 amino acids)
Biological process (GO): spermatogenesis
Molecular function (GO): myosin light chain binding
Source: RefSeq, a predicted model, not a curated record
AUUUGCCUUAGGGUUUGGGCUAAACUGAGAAAUAUCGGUCCAAGGCUUAGCACAAAAGGAUCUUUUCAUUCCAGUCCUUUCGCCCACGCAGGGAACGAUGCCUUUGGAGGUGGUGGUGGAGCUCCAGAUACGGGCGUAAUGGCCAGCACGUGCUCCAGCCUAGCGACACAUCAAGAUGGUGAGACACCGGAAAUCCCAAAGGAAGCCCAAAUUGUCCAAGUGGGAUUGCUGCUGGUUUAUGGCGACAUCAUCAUCGGGAGCAGAAACAUUCAGAUGUCCUGGUGCCAUAAUCAUUGAGAUGGUGUCAUUGAUGAUUCCACAGUACAAAGAGGAUUGGAGCAUUGUGGGGUGAGAGCCAGCAGUAGUCCACAAUGCUGUACUGCAUGUAGCCCAGGAAAAAGCCAAAAGCCACAUCGGUGACAUUGUGCCGCCCCAGCAUGACCCUGGAGAGGCCCACGAUGAAGGCCCACAGUACCACCAGCACCCUCAGGGGAAUGGCCAGCACGAGGUGGUUCAGGAUGAACCGGGACACCAGGGCGGCCCUUGUGGCAUGGCCCGAGGGGAAGGAAUACUUGUCAACCGAGAGGGUGACAAACAUGUCCAUCUGGUUAUGAGCCGGGCGGGGCCUGCGGACCAGCCCUUUGAUCAGGGCCACUAACAGCAGGUCCAACAGUAGGGCGAAGAGCAGGUUCAUCAGCACCUCGCGGCCAACCCAGCUGUCGCUCUUGGACAGGCAGUAGAGAGUGCCCAGCAGCCAGGGGAUGCCAUGGCCCGAGAUCUCCAGCAACUUCAUAAGGGGCCGCACGCUGCCCCAGGACGAGUUCUCCCCCGCGCAUACCCCCAGCUUCUUGGACAGCCACAGGUCUAUGGCCCGCAGGGAGCGCAGAGCGAUGCCCAGGAAGGACGGGUUCAGGUCCAUACGGUUCUCCUCUGGUAGCGGGGUCGGGGACGCCUGUGAGAGACCCGCCCCGGCCAGGGGGAAGGAGCCGCGGCGGUGCACGGGACUCUCGGACGCGCGGAGCCGCGCGCAGGUGGGGUCGGUCCCCGGCGCGCGGCUGCUGAGGAGGGACUGGAACUCGAACCUGCCGCCGCCGCCGCCAUGGGCAGGGCUGCCGGGACUGCUGCUGUUCGCGGCGGAGGCGACCAGCGGACGUCCCUCGACGCUCUUCCGAGGGCUCGGCAUUACGGCGGGCAGCGCCGACCCCAGUUCCCGGCCGGCGUAAGAGAGGCUUCCCAGCCCUGCAGCCUCUUCCGCUUCCGCACUGCAAUCUUGGAGGGGCGGGGAGAGGAGCCCGCGAGAGCGCGAUUGUGACACCUGGCGGAGAUGCGGGAACGAAUUGGAAUUUCUAAUUCGUGGGAGGAGCAGGUUCGGGCGUUGCUGUUGGGAGGUUUCUUGCCCAGGGGUGUUCCUGCCUGGCAAGCAAGAUGUGUACCUUGGGGUCUGCAUGCUGAAUCAGUACCUGGAGACAGAUUGCUUUCCCCCGGUGUUCCCUAUUGUGAUUCAGCAGAGCAUGAGAUUUCAAAAGGUAUUUGAAAACACAAUAGAUCCUGGAACUGUAGCAGACAUUUUAGAAAGCUUCUUAACCAGGUUUGAGUUAAUACAGCUAGUACCUCCAGUGUGGGAAGAGUUGGCCUGCUAUGAAGAAAACACACGCGAUUUUCUUUUUCCUGAGCCCAAACUUACACCAGUGCACCCUGGGAUAUGUAGGGAGGUUCUCAUGAAGACGGCUGUUGGUUUUCCCGGCAUUGCUCCCAAAAUAGAGUUUUCUACAAGGACAGCCAUCAGAGAACGUUUGUUUCUGCAUAGAAACAGAUUUCCUGAAGAAAGACUUAAAUCACGAAGGCCUUUAUCUACAUCUUAUGGACCAAUAUUCUCCAUAAGUAAUACAAAAACAAAGCCAAAGGAGAAUAAACUUGACAGACUUCCCAAAGGCCUACAAUCUUGGGCACCCUCUCCACCUCCCACCAGGCGUUUCUUCCAGGACCAGUCAACUCACUUGAACUUUGGAAAUAAUUUCAAAAUCUCCAGAGAAAUCAAACCUCCAUUUGUAGUUAGACAUGUGGACAGUGCAAACCCCUUUGGUGAGACUAUUUCAGAGCAUCAGUCCCUAAAGGCUAGAAGAAAAUCUAAGUUUUCAAACUUUCCAUUUCCAGUGAGAAGAGCUUCUUCUCUUGACAGCCUUGCAGCUAACGUAAAGGUUAUCAAAGAGCCAGAUGAGUGGAUUGUUUUCAGGAAUGAAUCACCAUCACCUUUAGAUUCGAGUAAGUUUGGAAAGCCCUCGCCCCAUUACAGUAACCAAGGGGAUGCUGAUUUCUACCGGGAAACUUCAUUUGCCACCUCUCAGCAUUCUAGAUCUCCCAGCCCACUUCUGGAUCGGCCCCUCCUCGAAGAAAGAUUCCGGCCUAGUUCUCCGUCCAUGUGGGAGAAGAUACAUGAAAGGGUAUGCAGUCUUCUGACAUCCCACAGAGCUCAGCAGCACCGAAAGAAGGAAGAGUCUACCUCUGAAGCAAAUUCUAUCCUUGAAAGUUCAAACUACCCUCUGAAGAAAUAUUCACUGCAUGAACAGAAAUAUUUUUAAGCUGCUGUCCUAUGGGAAAUGAAUGAAAGCUGACGGAGGAUCAUGAAGAAAGCACUCACUGAAUCAACCAACUGACAUACCGUUAAGGAAAUGAACAGCAAUUGUGUGUUGAGUAACCGGUGUCUAACCCCUUUUAAAUUAAACCCUGUAUUCAGUCUUUUGUUUUCAGGUAAGAAUUGUUGAUUAAAGUACUUGCUGUUUGGGGCUAUUUUGUUGUCAAACUGGGAAAUCUGCGUUUUUGUUAGUUUGUGGGUUUUGAGCAAGAAAUAGAAAAUAAUAGUUGGGCAAGAGAUGCUUUUUGAUUUGGAAAGCACUUCCGAGAGUUCUAAUGGAAAUGUUAAGAUGACUUUUCAGAUGUUUUUCACUUUUAGCAGCAGAUGUGUUCUUAAAAAGUUGUGUUUUUUUCUUUUAAUUUUAAAAACCAGUUCCUAUUUUACAUGAUGUAUAAGAAGCUACUAUUUAAAGCAAUCUCCUGCUAAAUUUUUCAGAAAAGGACUGUCAACCUCAUUUUCUCUUUUUGGUAAAUCCUUUUUUUUUGAGUGUUGGGCUUGAUUUUUAUGAAGCCCACUGAAAACCUAGAAAGAGGAAACAUUACA